AUGCGCUCACAAUCACUUGUUGCGGCUCUGACCGCCGCCGCCGCCGCCCCAGGCUUCCAAGGGGCCACCGUCUUGGCGCGUGUCGUCCACGAGAGGGCCUCAAACCAGGUCGCCUUCGUCAACGUCUCGGUGUCGACUCUGUGGACCAAUCCAAGCAAGCCCCGUCCUGUGGACCAGCCCGCGCUCGAGAGCCCCGUCGACAUCCAGAAGUGGCUGGACUCGAUGACCGUCGACGAGUUCAGAGACCUGACGAGCAGCUCGCGGACCCAGACGCAGGCGCUGUACGGCACCAAGGUGUACAUCACGGGGAGGAACGACACCUGGUGCGAGGUUGCCGUCACGGGCCAGCCCACGCCGAGCAGCGACCUCGGAUACCCGGGGUGGAUUCCCUGCAGCCAGGUGACGACGGACGCCGGCCAGUAUGGGCACCUGCAGGCGACGAGGCCGUUUGCGCAGGUGAAGAAGGGGCCGACCGUGGGCCUGUACCGCGACGCCUCGUUGAAGCACAAGGUCAUGGACGUCUCGUUCGACACGCGCCUGCCGGAGACGGGCCGGACCAGCAAGGCGAUCCGGGUCGCGGUGCCCGGCGGCGGAUCGGCGUACCUGGCGAGGGACGACGCCGAGGUGUACAAGAAGGCCUCGGACAUUCCCUACCCGACGGGCGAGGACCUCGUGGAGACGGGCAAGAUCUUCCUGGGGCGCCCGUACCUGUGGGGUGGCACCUCGGGCUACGCGUUUGACUGCUCGGGCUUCACCCACACCAUCUACGACUCGCACGGCAUCACCAUCGGCCGCGACGCGGGCCCGCAGGCCUACUUUGCCGGCCACGGGACGCCGGUCGAGCGCGAGGACCUCCGGGCGGGCGACCUCAUCUUCUACGCCUCGAACCUCACCGACGCCGAGUCCAUCUACCACGUGGCCAUGUUUGCGGGCGACGGGAACAUGCUGGAGGCGUACGCCGCGGGGACGCCGACGCGCCUCACCCCCGUGCGCUUCAACGACGACUACUGGGGCGCUGAGCGGUUCCUCCACCACCACCGAGGGUGA
Molecule: messenger RNA, 1047 nt
Organism: Purpureocillium takamizusanense
Lineage: Eukaryota; Fungi; Ascomycota; Sordariomycetes; Hypocreales; Ophiocordycipitaceae
Product: Gamma-D-glutamyl-L-lysine dipeptidyl-peptidase
Exons: 1
Coding region: 1-1047 (348 amino acids)
Source: RefSeq, a predicted model, not a curated record